AAAAAAUAAAAAAUAAAAAUUAUAACAAAGGGGAAGGGAAUAGAAUUAAAUCCCCCAAUGGUGGAAUAUCCCAUCGUUUGUCCCCAGUUAUCGCAAAAAACCAUGAUUUUGUUCAUGAUACAAAUCUUUAGGAGGAAUUAGCCAAAAACCCAUCUCAGAGUUGACUCUAAGAUUGUUUCCUAGCUUUUUUGAGCUUCUGGGUGUGAUUUCUUGGGAGAAAAGAUUCAGUCUUUGAGCUCCUUGGGGUCAAAAUUAGAUCUGUGUGUUUUUGAGGGUCAUAUUGCUGUUAGCAGGUGUUGGUUUGCUCAAUCGCUGGAACUUUUUCCUGUACGGAUCGUGCGUGACGUUCGUGAUAUGGGUUUAGAUCUGGUGAUGUGCAAGCGGCGGGGAAUCUGCUUUGUUUUGGAUACCCGAUCUUGAUUUGACCCGUUUCAUCGGUUCUGACUUCUGAGGAUCACUCCAUUGGGAUACUUUUCGGACUCCCUUUUUAACGUCGUCAAGGAAAGCUUUUUGUUCUUGGCUUAUGUCGGUUUUCAUGGAUUUAGACGAUUUCCGAUCGGUUCUUGAAACAGCUGGGGUCGACGUGUGGACCUUCAUCGACACGGCAAUCGUUGUGGCGUCCAUGGAUUAUGGGCAGGAGUUGAAGCAACGGAGAGAUGGAAUUGUGCAGAGGCUUUAUGCCACGUCCAUGGCUACGCGGUGUAGGAACUGCGAUUUUGAUGAGAGACCCAACGGACAUGAAGUUAAAGCCGAGUUUAAGAGAGAAAGUAGCCAUGAGGGAGGUAAGGAAGGCGGCAGCGGCGGAGGACGGUCGCCAUCCACGCCGCAUUCGGUUGAUGGGAAUGAUGAUGAAUUCGAUCCAUACGGAGGCUUGUUUGAUGAUGAACAAAAGAGGAUCCUCGAGAUUAAGGAGUGUCUUGAAGAUUCUGAUCAGUCUGAAGAUUCUCUGGUUCAUUUGCUUCAAAAUUUGGCUGAUAUGGACAUAACAUUCAAAGCUUUGAAGGAGACUGAUAUUGGGAGACAUGUCAACAAAUUGAGGAAGCAUUCGUCAAAUGAAGUUAGGAGAUUAGUGAAGCAGCUUGUCAGGAAAUGGAAAGAGAUUGUGGAUGAAUGGGUGAGGCUGAAUCAACCAGGAGAGCUUGUGUCGUCUGCACUUAUGGCUGAUGGAGACUCACCACAGCAAAAGUUUCCCCAAAAUGGUCAUCACCAGGUUCCUGAUUUUGCAUACUCUCCAAAUCCACACAAUGGGAGUUCUGGCUCGGACAAGAAUCAUUCAGAACCUGAAAGGAAACAGAAACUAAUCCCUCCUCGAAAAGAAGCUCCACCUAAACCUGCUCGCACAACUCCUCCUGUUCCACAAAAUGUGCAGAGACAAAGAGAACAAAAGGACGGCAGUUUUGACUUGGAAAAGCUAGCUUCAGCAAGAAAGAGGCUACAAGAAAAUUACAAGGAAGCUGAAAAUGCCAAAAAGCAAAGAACGAUACAAGUGAUGGAUAUUCACGAGCUACCAAAAGCCAAGGCCAAAAAUGCCUUCUUUCCAAAGAACAAAGCUGGUGGUUCUCAAGGGAGGCACUGGUGAUUGGUGAAUGAGAAUUUGGGAAUAGACCAUCACCAAUCACUCUUUCAAAACAAAUGGCUUUAUGGGGCUUAACCCCUUUUAUAAUUAUUACUUUUGUUUUUAUUCAAGGGAAAUACUUUUUCUCCAAUUUUUUCUUUGGGUAAUAACUAAAAAUCUGCUCAUUUUGGAAUAAUAGUCUUCAACUUUCUUCUUUUAUCAGCACUCAGUAGGUCACAAGUUUUUGGAUGCAAAUAGUCUUUUCCUUUCUUUGGAAGAGACAAUGGGAGGGAAUGGGCUUUGCAAAGUUACUCAUGAUAUCGUUACUCUCUCUGAAAAAAAAAAAAAAAUUAGUCACCAAGUUCCUAUAGAAAUGAAAGCUAUUCUUUUUUCUGGCCAUUUAACAAAGGAAAUAGAUGGCAAAAUCCAGCCAACCUCUCAACCAGAGGUGGAGUUAUGGGUAGGUAGUUUUGUUUUUGUGAACCUUUUUAAUUGAACAUAUUUGACCCGUGACUUGCUUGGAUACUCACGUCCUUGGACCACGGGUGAGUGUAGGGUAUGAAUAUGUCUGAUAUUUAUGGGUAUUGGAUUUGUCUGAUAUUUAUGCGUAUUGGAUUUGUCUGAAUAGGUAUUUUACUUGUAUUUUAACUUUGAAAAGAAACGGUUAAAUAUUAGGUAUGAAAACGCAUACCUGCCAGUCCCAGUUAGUGCUAGGUAUUAGGAUCCAUAUUUGUAUCCGUGAAUUAUAUAACAAUUCAAAUUUCCAUAUUUAUAUGGACUUGUGUUUGUAUAAACUAAUAUCUUUUAU
Rubroshorea leprosula is the source of this 2363-nucleotide messenger RNA. The record is from the annotation of a GenBank genome assembly. NCBI's taxonomy places the organism in Eukaryota, Viridiplantae, Streptophyta, Magnoliopsida, Malvales, Dipterocarpaceae.